AAAACAUAUUAAAUAGAUGUUAAAUUGUGCUUUGAAUUCAGAAAAGACCGUUGCUCUUCGGGGUGUCCCAUGGCUUUAUCAUCCAAUGUACUUGAUGUGAUAGACUGCAGUGCAAUGACGAUAAUGGUGAUCCAUAGCUUGUGUCCUGGAGGCUGGCGGAAGUACCAGCCAUGUUGUAAGUGGUUGGCGGACGUACCCAUUCACUAAAUGGUUGGCGGAAGUACCUAGCAUGUAGUAGGUGGUUGGCGGAAAGCAUGUCUACCGCUCACUCAGUAUUGUGGGUUAGGGCGGAUCUGUCAGCCAGGCCUGCUUCUUUCCGCCCGCUCUGUCCAGGCUCCCCCCUGCUCAUCACAAAUAUCCUGCUGUGACUCAUCCGUUACCGGACGGGCUGGGUCUUGGAGAAAGAUGACACGGGGUCCUGACCAUCUUUAGUCGCCGAGCAAAUGUCUCUGGAGCUCGGUGACUUUCAGAAAGCCCGUCCGCGUCCCCAGCCGCCACCACCGCAGGAGGUGCAGGAGGAGGUGUCCUACCCAGAGUGGAUUAGCAAGAGCUACGUGGAGCUCAUGAGUCUAAACGAGCACUCGAUGCAGGCGCUGUCCUGGAGGAAGCUCUACCUGAGCCGGGCAAAGCUCAAAGCUUCCAGCCGGACCUCAGCGCUGCUCUCCGGCUUCGCCAUGGUCGCAAUGGUGGAAGUUCAACUAGAUGCAGACCAUGUCUACCCCACUGGCCUCCUGGUUGCUUUCAGUGCCUGUACAACAAUACUUGUUGCAGUACAUCUCUUUGCCCUUAUGGUCAGUACCUGCAUUCUUCCCAAUAUAGAAGCUGUUAGCAACGUCCACAAUCUCAACUCCGUCAGAGAGUCUCCACAUGAACGAAUGCACCAUCACAUCGAACUGGCCUGGGCCUUUUCCACUGUUAUUGGAACCCUUCUAUUUCUUGCAGAAGUUGUGCUGCUUUGUUGGGUGAAGUUUCUUCCAGUUAACAGUCCAAAGUCAAUGGUCAAUGAUACAACUGGAGUUAGUCCUGGGAAAGCUGCAGCAAUAGCCUCAACAGCCAUCAUGGUCCCAUUUGGGUUAAUUUUUAUAGUGUUUGCUGUUCAUUUCUACAGAUCAUUAGUUAGCCACAAAACAGACCGGCAGUUGCGUGACCUGGCAGAGCUGGCUCAACUUCAGGAUCAGUUGGAUCACAGAGGGGACUCUGCACAAUCCCCUGGUCAUUACCCAUAGUUGUUGAAAACCUUGUCUGUAAGGAAGUUACAAGAGUACACCCUUUAUCUUUAACUUUUUCUUUUCUUUUUUUUUUUUUAACACACAAAAGAUGUGUGGCUUAAAUUUGAGAUCUCCAUGAAGUUUUUGUAUUUUUGUUUUUUUUAAAUAAUUCACUGUAAUCAAUGUUUAAUACCAUGAAGAAGGCGAUAUUUAGUUUUUAAAUAUUCAGAGUAAGAAAAUUGUAUAUUUAUACACUUCCAAUUUGCCAAAGAUUAUUCUACUGUAGAGUACAAGCCACCAUGGUUUUAAGGCUGUGUGAACCAUACUAUCCUUGUAAAUAAGCCACAUGGAAAUAUUUACCCAUAAUCUGUUCUUAGUAGAAAUUGCAGGUUGGGGACCAGUGCUAAACUAAAUUGUUGAACUAUGUUUGAAGUGUGAAAUGUUACUGCAGAUUUUAUUUUAUUGUUAAUCACAAAACUACUGUUCCUGUUAGAACUCCUCUGUGAAAAGGCAAACAUUCUAUGACUUUGCAUGCUGCAAUUCCCAGGAUGCUCUUUGUUGCAUGUAGAACAAGAUGUAUCUAUAAAGAGUGAUUUUUUUUUUUUCCACCUCCCCUUCUUUCAAAGCAUGCUGAUAUUACAUACCGUAAGUGUGAGUCACUGGAUUGCUUUGAAUGCUGAAUAUAGUGUGUGUCUCCACAUGCAAGAUCCACAAUUACUCGCAAUUCCCUUUUUCACUUUUAUUUAUAUUGGCAGAACUGAAAUGUAUAUUCCUAUUAAGUUUAUUUUGAUGUUGGAAGUGCCUUUAACGCACCAUUUGGUGUUGCAUUGUUUCUCCAUGAACUGUUACAUUUUCCCUCUUUCUGUAUAUUCAAGAUGCAUAUGACUAUUUACAGCUAAAGCCAGCGUAGCUAACAGAUGGCUCUCCAGCUGUUAACCUGCACUUUUCAAAAUUCUCAGAUAGCAUAUAUCCACUGCUAGGUGAGGAUCCUGGAACUUGUAGUUAAACAGCAGGAAACUUACAUGUUGACUGCUAAUGGUUUAAACACUUAAAUUGUCCGGGUCAUGCUAAAAGCAUGUUUAUUUUAAAAUUUGCCCGUUGGCCAUAAAAGUGGAAGGCAACAAUACUCUUCCUUUAGAAGAAUAUAUAUAUUGAGGCAAAUUUAUUGUCUACAUUUUUGCUGAUGCAAGAGUCACGUUUGCUAAAAUUCAAUAGCGUCUUUGUUUUUUGUUUUUUUUUUUGCCACUGUGUGCUAAGUUCCUCAUUGCUACUGAGUAAUUUUGCUCUUGGAAUACAACAUUGUGGUGUAAAAUGUCUUUGGUAAAAGUUAAAUAAUUUGCUUCCGCAUUUUUUUUAUUUUCUUUUUUUCGUAGUAUUUAAAUGCUCUUUUACAGAAAUAAAUCUUAAUAUGAAAUUGAGAUGUGUUGCAAUACUAUAAAUGUAUAGGCAGUGCCUUUCUUAAAUUUACAUUAAUUUGUUAUUUUUUGUUUCUGUGAAAGCAGCACAUGUUAAAAUACUUCUGUCACAGUAAAACAUUAUACUCCCUGUUGGCUUGAGAUACUGACAUUCAUGCUUGCAGCUGCCAUUCAGAAGCAGUAAGACAACUUAUGGCUGCUCAGUACAGCAUAAAAUAUGUACAUGCCAUUUUAUCCCCAUAUUGCACUUAUCCUUAGAUUCUACUAAUGAAGCAAUGAUUUAAAAAGGAAAAACAAUUGACAGUGGUAAACAUUUUGGAAAAAAAGUAGAUAACAAAAGGGAACACGUAAUACAUAUGUAGUCUCUAGCUACUGGUUAUAGAUAGGGCUGGACAGAAUCUGUCAAUAAAUAUAAAUCACAUAAACAACUUUUUCUCUGCAAGAUAUCUUGCGCUUGCAUUAAUAGUACAAAGCUUCUUUUUAUCCAUAAACUUUUUCAUGUGAGGUUUAAUAGGAACCUUCUCAGUUCUAUGGGAAGACAGAAAGCAAUAGAAUUUAUUUAUUUUUUAAACUGGGUAGCAAAAUUGUAUAAUUGAACAGAUAAUGAGUCAGCUGUGGGACACAGGAGAGUAGUCAGCCAGGAAAUCUGAGCCCAGAAAGCCAGUGUUGAUGUAUUGCUGGAGGUGGGGCUGCUGCUAAUGAAUACUACUUGACCCCUUGCAACGAGUUUUAGAAUAUGCACAGCCCAAUAGAGGACUUGCCCUGUCAGCUCUGAUCUGUUUCCACAACUGGGUGAAAACGUCACGCGUGUUCAUGCUAUUUAUAGAAAAUAUUUUACUGGAGGGGCCCAUCCAUUGACUAUAAGAAUACCAUAUAGAAGAAAAGUGCCAUUUUCCUUUUUUAUUUUUAUUUUUCUCUUUAGAAUACAAUAUUUUCACACACUACUGUAGGGGGAAGUAUUUUAUUUGUUAAUCAGUUUAUAUGAGACCUUUCUUGCAUUCCUAGUUCUGUAACGGAUGGCAUGCUAUAUUUGCUUUGGUAAAAAAAUGAAAUGUUAUACUGUCUUC
Molecule: messenger RNA, 3690 nt
Organism: Pelobates fuscus (common spadefoot toad)
Lineage: Eukaryota; Metazoa; Chordata; Amphibia; Anura; Pelobatidae
Product: calcium release-activated calcium channel protein 1-like
Exons: 2
Coding region: 444-1226 (260 amino acids)
Biological process (GO): store-operated calcium entry
Cellular component (GO): membrane
Molecular function (GO): store-operated calcium channel activity
Source: RefSeq, a predicted model, not a curated record